ACCAUGGCAGCACGCUGGAGAAGAAUCCUGGUCAUAUUUGUAGCAGCUCAGGUACUACUUGUGGUAAAUACCUUUGAGGAAGAGGAUGUCCCUGAAGAAUGGCUGCUGCUUCACGUCGUUCAAGGUCAGAUCGGAGCAGGAAACUACAGCUACCUGAGACUGAAUCACGAGGGAAAGAUCGUGCUCCAGAUGCGGAGCUUGAAGGGCGACGCGGACUUGUACGUGUCGGACCUGACGCUGCACCCCAGCUUUGACGAGUACGAGCUGCAGUCCGUCACCUGCGGGCAGGACGUCGUCCACGUGCCCGCGCACUUCCGCCGCCCCGUGGGGAUCGGGAUCUACGGGCACCCCUCCCACCUGGAGAGUGAGUUCGAGAUGAGGGUGUACUACGACCGGACGGUGGCGCGGUACCCGUUUGGCGACGCCUCCUACGACCCCGAGGAGAUGGAGGCACACCAGAAACACUCACACGCUACAGAAGACGAAUCUCAGGAUGAGGAGUCUGUUUUCUGGACUAUACUGAUUGGAAUCUUGAAAUUAAUACUUGAAAUUCUUUUUUAA
Messenger RNA from Merops nubicus (carmine bee-eater), 561 nucleotides. Its product is annotated as chromosome unknown open reading frame, human C6orf120. The record is from RefSeq and is a predicted model, not a curated record. Lineage: Eukaryota; Metazoa; Chordata; Aves; Coraciiformes; Meropidae. Bases 4 to 561 code for a protein of 185 amino acids. The transcript has a single exon.